Molecule: messenger RNA, 1179 nt
Organism: Kockovaella imperatae
Lineage: Eukaryota; Fungi; Basidiomycota; Tremellomycetes; Tremellales; Cuniculitremaceae
Exons: 8
Coding region: 9-980 (323 amino acids)
Source: RefSeq, a predicted model, not a curated record
ACUCCAUCAUGACCAGAAGAUACAAAGUUUUAACGGACGAGCAGGUCGACCAUUUCCUUCAGCAUGGCUUCAUUCAUCUGCCACAAGCUUUCACACCGGCUCAGGCUGACGAGUGGACACGAGACAUGUGGGUACGACUGGGCAUGGACCCCCAUGACCAGUCCACUUGGACGAGAGAGUGGACCAAUAUGCCUCACCACAAGACCGAGCUCGUGAGCAAAUUUGCACCAACGGCCUGGGACGCAAUUUGCGACUUGGUUGGCGGCGCGGAGCGUAUAGACGAUGACAAGCGGUCUUGGAGUGACGGCUUCAUUGUCAAUCUUGGCAGCGAAGAGUUCCCACCAGAGAGGACGACACACCCUACAGAGCUCAAGAGGUGGCACUGCGAUGGCGAUUUCUUCCUCCAUUUUCUCGACAGUCCCGAGCAGGGCCUUCUCGUCGUCCCAUUGUUCUCCGACGUCGUACCGAACGGGGGUGGAACAAUCAUUGCGCCUGAAGGCGUGGGACAUAUUGCUCGGUAUCUCGCAGCACAUCCGGAGGGUGUCAUGCCGACCGCUUUCCCAUUUCACGACAUCGCCGUCAAUCAGUGCAAGAACUAUGUCGAGCUGACCGGGAAGAAAGGUGAUGUGAUCCUCCUUCACCCUUUGAUGCUUCAUACCGCUUCGAGGAACCAUCUUCGAGCGGUUCGAGUCAUCACCAAUCCACCCAUCUCACUCACUGAGCCGUUCAAGUUCAAGAGGUCUUCUUCGGAAGACUACUCACUCGUCGAGCUCAAAACGAUGAGGGAACUGGGAGCGGACGCAUCGGAAGGUUACGACUUCAAAUUGGUGGGAGAGAGGAAGGAGGUAGUGCCGCUACGACUUCAGAUUCAAGCCAAGUGGAAGGCGGAGGAGCUCGAGAGAAUGCGUGUGCUGAAGGAAAAUGGACAGAAGAGAGGCAAGCAGACACUGGACGAGGCUUGGGAGGCUAUCGGAUACUAGAUGCAAGAUAGCAUGACACAGGCGAGGCGUUCAGGCUCAACGUGACACAUGCUAUACGAGUGGCAGAACCAACGUCAGGGUCAUUCAGCGGUAAGGGCUUGAAAGGCCCGGUUCCUCGGCCACCACUUGGGAGUCUGUGCUGCUCGUAUCAUGCCAGAUCUCUUUCUGAGCGUGUGUCAGGGGUAUUUGAGCAAAAGUC